This is a messenger RNA of Nicotiana tabacum (common tobacco), 1719 nucleotides long. RefSeq names its product xylan O-acetyltransferase 1-like. The record is from RefSeq and is a predicted model, not a curated record. Lineage: Eukaryota; Viridiplantae; Streptophyta; Magnoliopsida; Solanales; Solanaceae. Gene Ontology annotation, molecular function: O-acetyltransferase activity. Gene Ontology annotation, cellular component: Golgi apparatus.
UUUCCCCCUAUCUCAGCUUACUCAACUCCUAAUUCUCAUGCAUUUACUCCAACUCAAAGAAAAUGCCACUCUUCUUCUCCUCCAACUUAUUCAACAUGAAACAAUUUAGCUGCAGCAGUAGCAGAAAACUCAACAAUCUGCCAAUAUGCAUAAUAGUUUUCUCCUUAUUCAUUUUUGGGCUUUUCAUGUACAGUGAAGAUGUUAAGUCCAUUGCUCAAUUCCAAUUCUCAAGACCUAAUAAAAUUCAAGAAAAUGGGGUUCAAGAAUCUUCAAAUAAGGAAAAUGGGGUUCUAGAAAAUUCCACAAUCUUGAAGUCAAGUGAUGAUAUGAAGAUUGAAAUGGCCAAUCAAGAAGAAGAGGAGAAAAUUGAAUUGCCACCUGAAAAAUGUGAUCUUUUUAAAGGGCAAUGGGUUUAUGAUAAUGUUACUCAUCCAAUUUAUAAAGAAUAUGAAUGCAUGUUUCUUACACAACAGGUUACUUGCAUGAAAAAUGGAAGAAAAGAUUCUUUGUAUCAGAAUUGGAGGUGGCAACCCAGAGAUUGUUCUUUACCCAAGUUUAGACCAAGAUUGCUACUUGAAAAGCUGAGGAAUAAGAGACUAAUGUUUGUGGGAGAUUCACUGAAUAGGAACCAAUGGGAAUCUAUGAUUUGUUUGCUUCAGUCUCGAGUUCCUUUCAGCUGGAACAAAUUCAAAAAGAUUGACUCUUUGAAUAUUUUCAGCAUUGAGGAGUAUAAUGCCACAUUAGAAUUUUACUGGGCUCCAUAUCUUGUGGAGUCAAAUUCAGAUGAUCCAGCACUACACAGCGUUUCGACCCGAUUCAUUAUGCCUGAAUCAAUUGAAAAACAUGGCAAUAACUGGAAAAAUGUGGAUUAUCUCAUCUUCAAUACUUAUGUUUGGUGGAUGGGUGGUGGCAAAAUGAAAGUUCUACGAGGAUCAUUUGAUGAAGGAUCGACAGAGUACGAUGAGAUUGAGAGGACGAUAGCUUAUCGACGAGUGUUGACAACGUGGUCUCAAUGGAUCGAAAACAAUGUGGAUCCUAAUCGUACACAAGUAUUUUUCAUGAGCAUGUCGCCUAUGCAUAUCAAGAGUAUGGACUGGAACAAUCCGAACGGGAUAAAAUGCGCGAAAGAGACGACACCAGUACUGAACAUGUCAAGGCCACUUAAUGUUGGGACUGAUAAGAGGCUAUUUGCAAUAGCAUCAAAUGUAACUCAAUCGAUGAAAGUCGUUCCAGUAUACUUCAUGAAUAUCACAUCUCUAUCAGAAUAUAGGAAAGACGCACACACUUCACUCUACACUAUUCGACAAGGCAAAAUGCUUACCCCCGAGCAGCAAGCUGAUCCAGCCAUUUAUGCUGAUUGUAUACAUUGGUGCCUCCCGGGAUUGCCUGACACUUGGAAUGAGUUUCUAUAUACGCGUAUAAUGUCCCGUUCUUGAUAUUUUGCAGAUGUGGGAAAGGGAAAGGGGAAAGGAGUAAUGUAAUGCGAACACACACUUAUAGUGUGAGGCUUCUGCGGAUACCACUAGGCUAUAAGUUUUGGUGGUUAUUCCUCAUUUUGAUUUUGAUAUGCUGAUUAGUAUUUUUUGUGCUCUUUUGGGACUUUACAUUCUGCUUAUAAGACUAUUGAAGAGUCUGCAAAUUGGAGGAAAACUUAGGACGAACAGAAUUGUACAAUGAAAUUGUCUAAAGGAAAUAAAUAAUAGAUGCAGAUUGUAUGCA